GAGGUGGUAAUUGCUCUGAUUCGUCUACACUGCGCCGCCUUUUGGUUCUCGGAAAUCCCUCUUUGAAAUCUUGCCUCUGGUGAAAUGACCAGGAAAUGCAGCGGCCGGAAGUGAACCAAAACUGAAAGAGACUGGGGAUCUGCAAGCGGCCCGCCUUAGCUCGCUGGUUUGAUGCAGUGAGACCGUGAUGGAGAGAUCCAGCAGUUGGACAGAGGUGGUGUUGUUAGCAUGUGGGUCAUUUAAUCCCAUCACAAACAUGCACCUCAGGAUGUUCGAAUUGGCCCGCGAUUAUCUCCACCAAACAGGAAAGUACAGGGUAGUAAAGGGUAUAAUAUCUCCGGUCAGUGAUGGAUACAAGAAGAAGGGUCUAAUUGAAGCGAAGCAUCGACUAGCUAUGGUGAGAAAGGCCACAGAGAGCUCUGACUGGGUCACAGUGAGUUCUUGGGAAAGCCAACAAGAAGAGUGGGUGGAGACUGCUAAAGUUCUCAGAUACCAUAAUGACAAUUUGGAGAUCCUCAGUAAUAAUGAGAAGAAAAUCACGACCCAACGCAGGAAGGGCAAGAAAAGGAAGCUCAAUGAAAAAGAUGACAGUACCCUGGAAGCAAAAGAGGUCCCUGGGUUAAUGCUCCUAUGUGGAGCUGAUGUUGUGGAGUCUUUUGGCAUUCCCAACCUGUGGAAGAAGGAAGACAUUGAAGAGAUUGUGGGGAAGUUUGGCAUCGUGUGCAUCAGCCGUCUUGGGACCAACAUCGAGAAAUUUGUCUAUGAGUCUGAUAUCAUGUGGAAGUUCAAGGAAAAUAUUCAUCUUGUGACAGAAUGGAUUGCCAAUGACAUCUCAGCCACAAAAGUUCGGCGAGCUUUGGGAAGGGGACAGAGUGUUAAAUAUGUGAUACCUGAUUCCGUCAUUGAAUAUAUUCAAAAGCACAAUUUGUAUGAUCCAUGUAGUGAAGACAAGAACUCUAAUAUCACUUUAGCACCAAUGCAACGCUAUGCAAAAUGAUCCAUAGGAGUUCACCACAGGGUCAGACUGGAUCAGAUUGAUCAUGUACACACAUUAUUUUUAUUGCAUGUUUGGGUUAUUUUUAAUAGAGUUAAUGUACUGACCUCAGUGCCUGUAUUGGGCUCCAAGAAUGGGAGAAGGUGUCUGAUAUGACGGGUGAUAAAGAGUUGGUCUAGACCAUUGCCUCAUGGCAAGACCUAAAACUAAAGGCUGUAUUAUCGUCAGUGGAAUUAGCUACAUACUGUGUGCCUCAAGGCUGCUGUAGGAGAGAACCUUUUAAUAUACCGUAUUAUAUUCUAUUGGAGUACUGCCUUAUUGAUGCAUUAUGCUGUUUUUAAGCCUCCUAACUAGAGCCAUCUGCGAAUGUGGAUAUCCAACCGCCUCUCUUCCUUCAACUCUUUGACAUUUUAUGAGGCCUCAGUGGUCAUCCCUUGUAAGAGACCACUUGUUACAUGCUGUCCACGUUAGAGACAUUACCUUUUACACAGACUUUGUGUCUCCUCCGUCCCAACCAACUACCACCCCAGGUUGUGCUCAUUUUGAGCGCUUUCAUUUUUUUGCUAAUGAUCGCUCCUACGUGUAGAGGCCAGACUGUCCGUCUCCAGCUGGGAGCUGGUGCCAGAGAUGCCCCACCGCACCCCCCUCCACCCCCCACCCCCCACCCAUCUCCUUGCCUUAAUGACUGAAGAUUUACCUGAGGAUGCUGCUGGGGCAUGUCUCUCACCUCUGUAAAGUUAGUCAUUUGGAGCCUGACCAAUAGAUUUUAGACCCCAUUUGAAAAUGGGAAUGUGUCACAGAGCCUUGCACACCCCCAGUGUAGCUGCUCAAGUGUUUUGUAAUGGGCCUUGUCUAAGGUGGCCGUGCCUGGAAUGCUGAGCUGGAGUGCUGUGUGCUGGACUACCUCAGUGCUGGCACCUGGAACACAUCUGGAAGAGGUGUCAAACCAAUCAAAAGACCAUCCAGAUUCACUAUUCUCCUUGGCACAAGGCAGGGCUAAAGGUCAUUUAGCUGGACCCAGAAGAGAAACUCUAAAUAAACAAAUCCCACGCAUUUGUUACGACGUUGAAUGAGAAACUGGAAAUAAAAUAUGUGCACUGGUC
Messenger RNA from Rhincodon typus (whale shark), 2097 nucleotides. It is a transcript of the gene nmnat1, whose product is annotated as nicotinamide nucleotide adenylyltransferase 1. NCBI's taxonomy places the organism in Eukaryota, Metazoa, Chordata, Chondrichthyes, Orectolobiformes, Rhincodontidae. The coding region runs from base 188 to 997 and encodes 269 amino acids. Gene Ontology annotation, molecular function: nicotinamide-nucleotide adenylyltransferase activity; nicotinate-nucleotide adenylyltransferase activity. Gene Ontology annotation, biological process: NAD+ biosynthetic process. The transcript has 5 exons. The record is from RefSeq and is a predicted model, not a curated record.